Messenger RNA from Acytostelium subglobosum LB1, 300 nucleotides. RefSeq lists its product as hypothetical. The record is from RefSeq and is a predicted model, not a curated record. Bases 1 to 300 code for a protein of 99 amino acids. Lineage: Eukaryota; Evosea; Eumycetozoa; Acytosteliales; Acytosteliaceae. The transcript has 2 exons.
AUGACAUACACUCCAAACUCAUUCGUUGGUAUUCUGUACGGUGUCAGUUUCCUCACUGGUGCCUGGUACGGCGCUUCAAGAAACAGAGAACUCAAGGAGAAGCACAGAAACCUGUUGAUUCACGAUAUUAAGCAGACUGUUAAGGACACCAGAGCAAAGGCUGCCGAGGAGUCUUUCGCUCUCGGCAAAGCCUCCGCUUUGCCCAAGUCAGAGACAUUGGCUGCUGGUUUCGCCGAUGAGUUUGAUCAGCUCAUUGCCGACACUGUCGGUGACGAUUUGGUCCGCGAUCUCCUUGCCUAA